AUGACAGCUAGUACUAGUACCACCAGUACUAGUACUACUUCAAUCUAUGUAACUUGAAUGCUUUUGUCACUUCGGAUACGUUACCUUCUCCCAAUAGUCCCAGAAAUUCUUCGAAACCCCUGGUACUUAUCUGCAUUUUGGACCAGAUAUUCCCGACGCAGUGCAGUGUUUUAUUUUCUCAGCAGGCUAUAUGGCGAUGAAAUACUAGUAGCACAUAUGUUAUAAAGGGUCCAAUAUUCCAAAGUCGUUAAAUCGAGAUCGGUAUAUAUAAGUGGUCUUGAGUGUAGUAACAUGCACUGGUCGCAUAUAAAUCCCUCAUAUCAUGACAUCAGUAAGCUUGACAGUAGUAUCCAAUCUUCAAACAGUGAAGUAUUUCAAGGUCGCCGGUGCAGCUCUACUGGUCUCAGAUUAUUGCUUAACUUUUGGGUGUGAUAUUCAAUUCGUUAGAUUCACGCCCUGGGCCUCGCCACGUAUAAUCUUCAUGUUUGCUCGCUACCUCCCUUUCAUCGCUGUAUCGGCGGAUCUUUACUUUUCUUUAGCACCCCACAUAGAUCUAGAUAUGUGUCUGCCACUUUACAAGACCAUUGCGUGGCUCAACAUACUGAGUAUACUUGCAGCUGAAGGUCUUCUUGUUCUUCGUACUUAUGUUUUAUGGGAACGUAACCGAAGGAUAUUCAUGAUACUUUUCGUACUUUACUCGAUCCUUUUUAUUUCGGGCUGUAUAACGCCUACAGUGGGCACACUCUCGUAUAGCUUCAUAUCGCCACCAUAUCCAUCUAUGACAGGUUGCUAUCAAGCAACGGCAAAUCGUUUGGAAGCUGUAGAGUUCGCAGGUCUGGCAAUAUUUGAGCUGUCUAUACUUGGUCUCAAUCUCUGUCGAAGGGAUUUCGUACGAUCCUUCAAGAGUCAACUGGCGCAUACCCUAUACCAGGACAAUAUAUUAUAUGUAAUCUCCUUAUUUAGUGAGUGGCCCCCGUUGCGCUUGUCAGGAUACUUAUGGACUCCAUUAAAGCCAUUUCUACGGCAAACAUUGUCAUAUGUGUUCUUCCGACGGAAUGGAACCAAUUACUGGACAUAUUACAAGGAGUCUUGCAUAGCAUACUUGCAUCGCGGAUUUGGUUCAAUUUGCUGGGAAAAGAUAGUACGAAUAUUACACUUCCUUAUGGAGGAACUAACGAAACACUGGCGUUUUCUACUAUAUCGUUUGCAUAGCAAUGACUCAAUGGUUGAGCCACUGUUAUCAACUUUAUGAAAAUGCCCAUUGUUGAAGUUGCUGUCU
Molecule: messenger RNA, 1279 nt
Organism: Serpula lacrymans var. lacrymans S7.9
Lineage: Eukaryota; Fungi; Basidiomycota; Agaricomycetes; Boletales; Serpulaceae
Exons: 16
Coding region: 323-1252 (309 amino acids)
Source: RefSeq, a predicted model, not a curated record